Perca flavescens (yellow perch) is the source of this 5413-nucleotide messenger RNA. Its product is annotated as protein tweety homolog 3. Gene Ontology annotation, cellular component: plasma membrane. The transcript is spliced from 15 exons. Gene Ontology annotation, molecular function: volume-sensitive chloride channel activity; intracellularly calcium-gated chloride channel activity. The record is from RefSeq and is a predicted model, not a curated record. Lineage: Eukaryota; Metazoa; Chordata; Actinopteri; Perciformes; Percidae. The coding region runs from base 594 to 2258 and encodes 554 amino acids.
GCUGGAGCUGCCGCAAAGCCCCGUCCUCCAGGGCUUUUUAAACACCGUGUUUGCUUCACGCUCCAACAAUUUCGUCCAGUUGAAGAGCGGCAGCGCUAUAUGCACUGAACCGACGGUCAUCGUGGGAACAGCGCCGACGAGCACAAACCGUUAUGGUUUAAGAAAGAAAACGACGGCAUAAAAAUAAAUAAAUAAGGGAAGAUACUGUAUUGCGGGUCAACGAGUUUAACCUCUAAUCUGCCGUGGCAUUGUUGUUCUCGGGGAAGGCAGUCACAACAGGAGGGGGUCUCGGUGAAAUGAGAGCGGACCCGGUCGGUGACCGUUAUUCCGUUGUUUUCAAUGUGGUUGGCGUUGCAGCCGACUCGGUCGUUGCAGCUAGCUCGGUACGGCCGCGUUGAUGCAGCAGCUCACGGCUGUGGUGUUCAAAUCCACCACCGGAUCUGGGAAGACAAUAGGUGAAAUAUACGCCGGCCUGGACUCCCAAGACUACACCAAACGAGAGUCUGCAUCCGCUUUGGCUUCGCUAGCGAUAGUGUCCGUGUGAGGAAUCGGUUUAGAAAGUGAAGUGACAGCGGGCAGGUAGCUGGAUCAGGAUGGCGGCCGUAGUGAACUACUCCCCGCCUUGGUGGGUAAAUCUGCUCCACCGGUUGCCUCAUUUCAACAUUGAAUUCCAGCUUGUGAGCAGUGACUUCAGACCGGAGGACUCUGAGUACCAGAAGUCCAUUUUGCUGCUUGGGGCUGUGGCGUUGCUGUGUUUGGGCCUGGACCUCCUCUUCCUCCUCUUCUACUCAUUCUGGCUUUGCUGCCGGCGACGCAAGAGUGACGACUCCUCGCACUCCCACACGCACUCCCAUCAGCCCAGCGCCGACUGCUGCUGCACCGCCUGGUGCGUCAUCAUCGCCACGCUCGUCUGCAGCGCUGGCAUUGCUGUAGGAUUCUACGGAAAUGGGGAGUCGAGUGAUGGGGCCAAUCGUUUGGCAUACUCCCUCCGUCAUGCCAACCGCACCGUGUCAGGGGUGGAGAAAUUGGUGUCAGACAGUGCCCUAGCCUUAAACCAGACAGUGGAGGAGAGCUUAGUCCAGUUGGAGACAGCUUUCCAGGAGCAGACAGACUACGUGUCCAUCGUCCAAAAGUUGCAGGGACAGCUGGACGAGCUGGUAAGGCUGAUGGUGGAUAUUCCCUUCUGGUCCAAUACUGAAGUUUCCCUGGAGGACUUGGCCCGCAAGACGGAAGCUUUUGAUUUUUACAGGUGGCUGGGGUACCUUAGCCUGCUGCUGUUUGAUGUACUCAUCUGUCUUCUGGUGCUCUUCGGCCUUAUACGCAACUCUAGAGGCACUCUGAUAGGCGUGUGUCUGCUGGGUGUUUUGACUCUGAUAAUCAGCUGGGGGUCUCUUGGCCUGGAACUGGCUGUCGCUGCUUCAGCCAGCGACUUCUGCGUUUCCCCAGAUACCUACAUCACCAGGGUAACCAAGGAAAACGCUGUCAUCAACCAAGAUAUUCUGCAGUAUUACCUGAGGUGCAGCCCUGGCCAAAUUAACCCCUUUCAGCAGAGGCUGUCAGGGAGUCACAAAGCAUUGGUGGAGAUGCAGGAUGAUGUGGCAGAGCUACUGAGAUCAGCAACACGUGACCAUGCCAACACCAAGGGGAGUCUGGAGCAAAUCCAGUCUGUGCUGAAUUCCACCGAGGUUGGUCUUCACCAGCUGACUGCUCUGGUCGACUGCCGCAGCCUACACAUGGACUACGUUCAGGCAUUGACUGGGCUGUGUUAUGACGGGGUGGAGGGUGUCAUCUACCUGGUUCUCUUCUCCUUUGUCACUGCUCUGAUGUUCUCCUCCAUUGUGUGCAGUGUGCCACAUACCUGGCCUGGCAAGAGGACGGAUGAGGAAGACGGAGAGGAUGAGUCGGGUGCCUCACGGGGCGGUGUGCACGAUAACCUGUACCGCGUUCACAUGCCCAGUCUCUACAGCUGUGGCUCCAGCUACGGUAGCGAAGCUAGCCUGCCCGCUACAGCCCACACUGUCAGCAAUGCCCCCGUCACUGAAUACAUGAGCCAGAACGCAAACUUUCAGAACCCUCGGUGUGAGAACACCCCCUUGAUUGGCAGGGAGUCCCCUCCACCCUCUUACACCUCCAGUAUGAGAGCAAAGUACCUGGCUACCAACCGACCGGACCAGAACCGACGCUCCGUUCCCAACGACCAACUGGACCCAGCUAGCCGGGCUCACCCCACUGCCCGACCACAGUCCUCAGUCCACUAGAAACUGUCCACAGAACUGCAACAGUCCACCCCAGUACUGCCUAAAUCCAGUUUUCAUAGCCAAUAACAAUAAUAGUAUCCAACUCAGCGUUCACCAGAGCUCAACCAGAGCGCAGCGUUUAAAGCACCUACAGGACCCAUUGAGUUACACCGACCGGUUCACCAGAAACAACAACUCAGCAAGUCAGAACUCAUCAACCAAGCACCUCAGCAAAGGACGGCACUUUGGAGAUCGACUUCUACUUCGCACCCCAAAUUAUCCAAAAGUUAAAAAGAUGAAGCGCUUCUCGGAAAAUUUCUACUCCUCUUCUUAGUGGAGACACGCACACGCGCAUGCACACACACACACACACACACACACACACACACACACACACACACACACACACACACACACACACACACACACACACACACCCCCCAAGCUGCUUGUUCCCCGACUGCUGUUAUGGAUCAGCCCACAUACCCACAAUGCACAGCAACUAAAGCGCCUUGGCUCUGUCUCCACUUUCUUCUACUACUUUUCAGUUCUCUACCCCUCCACUGGGAUCCGUACACUGUCCUCCAGUGGAGACAGCUCUCACUACUCAGUCCCCUGAGACUUCUACAUUCAGACCCCCCUCUCACACACAGACAAGCGACACACACACACACACACACACACACACACUGUACAGACCUGUAAAUAGUAAACGUGUGCUUUACUCUGAGUUCAUGACAAGUGGACUGUUGAAUCAUUACUGGUAAUGUGGUGUGCUGCGUGUUUAUCAUGGAACUUUUUGCUGUAUCUCUCAUAUAUAAACACACACACACACACACACACACACACACACACACACACACACACACACACACACACACACACACACACACAUAGACGGACACAUCUGUAUAAAUAAUAAGCCAGUGAAUUAGAAAGCCAUGUUUAGAUAAAAACAGUACCACCACAUCCUCUUUAGCUUAGUCUAACUAAGACUUGAAUCGUGAGCUCGAAAAGUGUUUCCACAUCUCUUUCUGUAUUUGUUUACAUGCACAUACAGUACACAUGUCGAUUAAGGCAUUUUUAACAUGAGCCAGAAAUCCUGUUGUGGAAUAACUGUUAUGAAUUUUGGGGAUUAAAGCGAGAGACAAAGGACAUGAAAAGGCUCAACCUGUGCCAAAAAAACUGAAUAAUGAGGGAUGCCUGAUUCUGUCCUCAUCUUCUACUGCCUCCACGUCUCAAAAAAGGGAAAUAGAACUUGGAAUCGUGGAAUGUUUUCCCAACUGUAAAUAAAAAGGGAACGGUAAAGAGACUUGAAAAAGGAAAACGCUGGACAGAAAUCAGAUAAGACUCACUGAAAAUUGCAACUACACAUUUGCCAGGUGCUACGUAAGCCAGUCAAGAUCCCAGAAGACGAUCAGGACUGAGGAGGGACGGAAACUUUUUUUUUUUUUUUUUUUAUUACUUUGAUGUUUUGUUUUCAUUCAGGGAUGUGAUCAGGAACAUAAAAAGCAGUAAAAAUAAAACAGCUUUCCAUCAUUACUAAAAGGAAGUUGUGUCCCGAGUCCUGAAAAAAAAAUCAUGUCCCUAAUAAAUAAUGUUACAUAAAAGUGUUUCAGAAUGAAGGAAAGUGGGCGUUUUUGUAUGUUUUAUCAUAAGCUGAAUUCAGGAUGUGAUACUGUGACCAAGUAGUGUUCUGUUUCUUCUUCUAUACUGUUUUUUUUCUCUCUUCCUGUGCUUUUAUUUUGUUAACUGGUGAUCUUGGAUCAACUUUUAGCCAACAGUUGUGAGUCUAUCUUUUAUUUUAUUUUUUUACCCACAAGCACAAAUUCUCUUCGAGGUGACUUUGUGAGAUGGAGAAGUAAAACACACUGCCUGGGACACUGCCAGUGGUUUUUCCUCCCGCUCUAAAACUCUCUGUACAGUGUAUAAAAACUGUAUUCGUGAACCCGUGUGUGUGACAUCACUGCAGUGUGAUUGGCUGUUGCUCUAUCUCAGUGUUACUGUGUGUAAGUACGGUGUCUGACUGGCAACAAGCAAGGGCCAGCCUAUCUAGCCUGAGUCAUUUCUACACAGACGCCACGCAUGCGCUCAUACACACGCAUUGAAACACACACACACACACACACACACACACACACACACACACACACACACAUACAUACAUACAUGCUGUACAGACAUUUACAUUAAAUACACACCACAGUUUCUUAUAAAAACCCAUCUUUCCCUACUUUUGUCCUGUUUACAUUCACAUAUAGAGCUCUAGUAACUGCACGCCCUCCCACAGCUGUGACAUCACUACUGACAACCAUUUGCAUUAUGGGUGUUGUAGUAGGUAGUAACCGCAUUUCAGAGAAACCUGGAAUGUAGUAAUUAGCUGAGUGAGCAGAGCCCUAACAUUCAAACACCUUUCAACCACCAUUCCUGUAUUCGAGCAUUUUAAUAUUGUAUUAAUAAUCAAUGACCACUUCUCGUAUUAGCGAGACAAUCUUAAACUUGUGAUUUUACUAGAAAGAAAAUGUCCAUGUUAUGGUAACAAUGCUACCUAUGGCCUAGUACUUUACACUGUUUUUUUUGCACCAUAAAUGCAAACAAUGUUAAGAUCUGUGGGACUAGUCACUGAUUAAUGGCCUUUCAUAAUGUUUUUAAACUCUUACAGCACUCUUCAUAUCACAACAUGUUUUUUUUUUCUUUCCUUUUUUUUCUCUCUCUGUCUUGUAAAAAAACAAACUUUAAAGAUAAAAUAAUAGCUAGCUGUUUUGUAGGAGAAUAAAGGCAAGAGCAGUGUUUUUCCUCUCUUAUUAAUGGUGAAUGACUCUCUGUCUUGCAAUGUUUUAAUACAACUAUUCCAAUGUGAUCUGCACACCUGACUUAAAGUUGUAUUUGAAUUCCUGGAAUUUGAAUUAGGAUUUAACCAAUCUGGUGCAGUCUGCUGUCUUGAUGGGGGGAAAAAAAGAUUUAAGAGUCUGCCAUGUUUGUGUGUAUAUGUGGUCAUUUUCAGGAGUUCAAGUACACCUGUGUCCAGAUGUGACAGACAAACAAUGUUUUCUAUGGCUGUUUUUAUUUUGGUUUAACUAAGAUAUUAAUGAUGUACAUGUCAAAACUGUGGUAAUGAUCAUUCAGCCUGGAAUAAAUGUUUAAAAAAAGAAAUUAAAGCAACUUUAACAUACUGA